AUGGAAGAGAGGAGAAAUACAAUCCAAGUGGAGGUAAGGAUAAAUCCUAGGCUUGAUAACGUAAUAGAAAGUACUCCAACAGCAUUGACCGUAGGAACAAAAACCUAUGGUUUUAACAGAGUGCACCUCACUACAUCACAAAUGCAAAUGUACGACAGAAGCGUCAGGCACCUCACAGAAUCUUUCCUUGAAGGUUAUAAUUGUACAGUGAUGGCAUACGGCCAAACAGGAAGCGGAAAAACUUACACAAUGGGAAUGACGCAUGAAGACAUGACAGGGAUUGUCCCACAGUCUCUUAAUCAUAUAUUUAAGUCAUGCCAGGAGAUAAAUUGUACCUUCAUCGAAGUUUACAAUGAGGAAGUGAUUGAUUUGUUUAGCAAGCACAAAAUGCCAUUGAGCCUAAGAGAAGUCAACGGUGAAAUUACAAUUGCUGGAGCAACGGAAGUAGCUCUAAGGUCAUACCAAGAUGGAAUAGAGGCAUUGAAAAAAGGAUCUCUAGAAAGAACAACAAAAUCAACUAACAUGAACUCAAAAUCAUCCAGAAGUCAUGCAAUAUUCAUUCUUUCUCAUAGAAGGGAAAUAGACGGGUCGUUUGUAACAUCAAAGUUUUCUUUUGUUGAUCUAGCAGGAAGCGAGAGGCUUAAAAGAACUUUGUGUGCUGGGGAUCGUGCAAAAGAAGGAAUCUCCAUCAAUUCUGGACUUUUAGCCCUUGGAAACGUUAUCUCUGCUCUAUUUAAGAAGUCCUCCCAUAUUCCCUUCAGAGAUUCAAAACUCACCAGAAUCCUCCAAAGCUGUUUGAGUGGUUACGUCCUGAUGAUUGCCUGUGUUUCUUCUUCCCAUGCAGAUAUAAGUGAAACACACAAUACCUUGAAGUAUGCAAGCAGAGCAGCCUCAAUCGAAACCAUGGUCAAAAUGAAUGUGCAAAUUGAUGGGUCGAAGUUUACAACACUAUUGCUGAAGAAAGAAAUACAAAAGCUUAAAGUGGAAAAUCAGAUGCUUAAAGAAAGAUUCAGGAAAGAGUCCAGAGUCAAUAUAGAGGAUCUAAUAUCUGAAAAUCGCAUGCUCAAGUCAAAAGUAGAGGCUUUGAGCUUUGAAAAGGACGACAAAAGAGAGGAUAUCAUACAAGAGAUUCUAAAACAUCCUUUUGUUCAAAACUUGAUAGACGAAAAUCAAAGGCUUAAAGACAUGGUCGGAAAAAUAUCUAAAGAUUUGGAAAGACAGAAACCUCUAGGAAUAGAUAAUCGUUUAUCUGCCGGAGAACAUAACAAGAAUUUAGGGGUUGAUAAAGGGAAUGGGCUAGAAAACAAAACGAACUCUCCUGAGAAUGACUUCAGCAAGAAAAACAACGAAGAUCAUUUGAAUAUAUCUGUAGAUUUGGAUAAAUCUGAAGAAAUGUUCAAUAGAAAUAAAAUUCAGUCAGAAAGCCAGGGUAAAGAAGAAUAUAGCAAAAUUGAUACAAUAAGAAAAUAUGUAGAUUCAUUGGAAAUAUCAGAUACAUGCGAAGUUAUAGAAGAACAAGAAACAGAACCAAAGGCAAGUAAGGCCCACAAAAGAGUUGUUUCUUUCGACUUAGAAAGAAACACUAAGAAAUAUGCACUUUUCACACCUAGAAAGGAAAAGAUAACAAUGGCUACAACUGUCGAGGAUAAGUUGGUUGGGUACCUUCCCACUGCAUUAACACUUUUCGGCUCACAUCUUGUAUUUGCAUCUAUAGACAAUAAAAUCCGAAGUUGGGAUGACAGAGUAGAAACCCUGUUCACGGAAGAAGGUGUUAGGUGCAUAGAAGGAUUUGACACUCUUUUGUAUACAACAAGGGGGAUAUUGAAGAGAUUUGAUCCCAGAUCUGGGUCUCGUCCUCUAUAUGGUUUCAGAAGCGAAGUCUCAGCACUUUUUUCCAGGGAUAACUACAUAUUAACUGGCCAUGAAGAUGGGACACUGUCAAUACUUGAUCAAAGGAACUCUAAACUGGUGUUCUCGGAAAAGGCGCAUUCAGGUACUGUUUUUUGUAUAGAGAAAAUAGGGUCAGAUAUAUACACAGGCUCUAGAGAUCAUACAGUUCGAUGCUAUAGCAAUGAGUUUACAACUCUUUCUCCACCACAUCUAGAUUCGGUUCAAGGACUACUAUGCUAUAAUGAUAACCUAAUAAGUUUUGGAAGGGAUUGUUCCAUAAGAAGAUGGAAAAACAAAUCAAUAGUUAAAACAGUUCCUUAUGCUCACGAUUCCUGGGUAAAAUGUGGAGCAGCAAUGAAGGAUUCAUUUGUAACAGGAUCUAAGGAUGGGAUGCUUAGGUUUUGGGACUUUUGGGACAACUCUGUCUUCUGUGUUGGUAAGCUGAAAGCAGGGGGUGCAAUAAACUCUCUUGUAUGGAAUGGAGAAGUUGUUUACGUGGGGUGCCAAAACAAGGAAAUUUUGGCAAUAAAAUGUAGAUAUGAUAACUGUUAA
Molecule: messenger RNA, 2442 nt
Organism: Encephalitozoon romaleae SJ-2008
Lineage: Eukaryota; Fungi; Microsporidia; Unikaryonidae
Product: kinesin-like protein
Exons: 1
Coding region: 1-2442 (813 amino acids)
Biological process (GO): mitotic spindle organization; microtubule-based movement
Molecular function (GO): microtubule motor activity; ATP binding; microtubule binding
Source: RefSeq, a predicted model, not a curated record